This is a messenger RNA of Phytophthora nicotianae INRA-310, 885 nucleotides long. RefSeq lists its product as hypothetical. The record is from RefSeq and is a predicted model, not a curated record. The transcript has a single exon. The coding region runs from base 198 to 617 and encodes 139 amino acids. Lineage: Eukaryota; Oomycota; Peronosporomycetes; Peronosporales; Peronosporaceae.
UUGCGAUUUGAUUGGCUGUGCAAUCGGCCCAUAGGCAGCACGUUUUGUUCGAGUUUUAGCCAAUCAAAGACCUCCCCUAACCAAACAGUUUUACUCUCCCUUUAACCUCCAAGGUAGCAGUGUUUUACAGGAAAGAUCGCAACAACAAUGGCUCUGUAUCCCCAAAGAUCUCCAAGUGGACCUGAGCGAGAGAGACGAUGCAUCCCUGCUGCGCGCCAACGCCGCAGCCUGAGGUCCACCGAUUUUUUUCGUACGGCUCCCACACAAGAUGCCCCUCCGCGAUUAAACCACUUUUACCAGCAGGGCGUCCCCGCCUUGUCGCUCAAUCUGCGUGCUUUGACCAUAGCCCUUUUCGUGGCAUUCAACCCCACCACGAAAGGCAUGGCGUACUUCAGCCUCGAAUAAGAUCGGUAGAGAUGGCGACGGUGGCGAAAGACGUCCGAGCUCGUCAGCGAGAUUCCUCGCUACGGGUGGAGAGAACUUCCAAUGCAAAGAAUCAGAACCCACCGAGGGAGCGACAGUUUGCUGAACCUGGGGAAGUGCAUGCAUCUGAUGAGGAGGCUCCUGAGACGAGGGGAUCCUGGUUUUCCAUCGCCGCGCUCGUUAAUUACCAGUAGUUUGGUAGCGGUUUAGCGCCAGGCUAGAACUGCUAGAACACUACAUGACUAGCUAUUAUUCUGCCAAUGAUAGUCAAGUAUUUUGAAUUGCGAUGUUUAGGGUACGCAUGCAACGCAUGCGUCCCUCUGACGCCUCGGUUGAGAACGGGCCUAAGAGAUCUCAAACUGAAUAUAUCAUGGUUGAGCGAAGGUUGUUUAAGGAUCGACGACAAUUGCGCAUGGCCCAAUUAAUGUUGGUGGGGCUGUCCACCAAGCUUUCAGCUGGCCU